Clupea harengus (Atlantic herring) is the source of this 4145-nucleotide messenger RNA. Its product is annotated as ERC protein 2. The transcript is spliced from 18 exons. Bases 1488 to 3884 code for a protein of 798 amino acids. The record is from RefSeq and is a predicted model, not a curated record. NCBI's taxonomy places the organism in Eukaryota, Metazoa, Chordata, Actinopteri, Clupeiformes, Clupeidae. Gene Ontology annotation, molecular function: structural constituent of presynaptic active zone. Gene Ontology annotation, cellular component: cytoskeleton of presynaptic active zone. Gene Ontology annotation, biological process: neuromuscular synaptic transmission; maintenance of presynaptic active zone structure; regulation of synaptic plasticity.
GCUUUUAAGAUGGACUGAACAGGCCUGAUAAGAAGAGUGUGACAUUGCUGUCUGUAUACAUAUAAUGUAAAGAAUGUGGUGUAUGUUUGUGAAGUGUUUCCGAGAGACCUCUUAUUUUGUGUGUUACUCUGAUGAGCUUUUUAUAUGUGAGCUUUGUGUGGAGUAUCAGUAAAGGGCGACACAGCUGCACACAGGUUUGUCUCACUGCCUAAAAAUGAGUCUUCUGGACAGAGGCACCAUGUGGUUGAUGCUAGUUCCAGUACAGUUGCACUUCAAAAUGCCCCAAGGCACGGAUGGGGCCAUUGCACUGCCACCGGGUGCUGUCCUUAAAAAGAGGUAUAAAACGCAGGUCUUAUUCACCAGGGGUGGUAAAAGAUCCCACAACAUCUGUCUCAGAGAGUGGGGGUGAUACCCAUGAAGGUUCUGCCUGGGUCUCCUCGAUUGCUGCAAAGAUACAGCUCUUUGGCACAUCUGUGUCACUUCUCCACAAGACUGCCUGUGUGUGAGGACUGUACUGUCUCACUGCCAGUGUGUGAGGAGUGUACUGUCUCACUGCCAGUGUGUGAGGACUGUACUGUCUCACUGCCAGUGUGUGAGGACUGUACUGUCUCACUGCCAGUGUGUGAGGACUGUACUGUCUCACAGCGGUUGCUGCGGCAUCAUGCAGUUGGGUGCUACUUUAUGGUGGUAUGAUGAGUCCCGUUAAAGUCCUGUUGGCUGAUCUAAUCGAAUCUGAUCUAAUCUAGUCUACAUACCAGUGGGUGCUUAGAUGUAGUGCAAAUGUAAUUACAUGUAACCCUUGAUUGGGUUAUUCAUUCAGGAUUCGGGUCUUUGAGGCAGUAAGAGCACCUAUACGUCAGUGUGUCCCAGCAUUGGUACAGGACUCACCCACUGCCCACUGCAAGCCCAUACAAAAACAGUAUUGGCUAGGAGAGUUGUCACAAUCAGAAAUGGAAGCCAUCACAUUAAAUGCCGUUAGAACUUUUGUUAUAUGUAUUGAAUGAAAUUCCUCAUUUGUAUUCACAGUUUAUAUAAAUCUGUACUCACAGUCCAGUGACUUUCAUAAUCCGCGCAGAAGAAAAUCCUCCAUUUGUAUUCAUAGUCUUUUCCUUUGUAAAGAUGGAGCUCAGUACACGAUAUUUUGCCAUAACAAUGUGUGCUGCCAAAUUCAGUUUGCCCUGCCACUCACCAUUGCCCGUUUAACCAUAGUCCACUUCUGACACCUCAAACGUUACUUUGAUUUGUGGACUUUUUCAAUGGAAACUUCCUUUUAGACAUGACUUUACACUGUUCAUACUGGGAAUUCAUUAUAGUAUCAUUAUAACACACAAAAUCACAUACCCCUUGCUUGAAACACUCUUCUCAAUAAAAGAAAACGUGUCAAUGCUUUGUCUUUUGCUUUGCAUGAUUUCUUGAUUAGCUUCAUUCAUAUACAGAGGUUUUUAUGUUGCUACGUAUAUAUCUCGCUUCUUUAAAUUAUCGUUUGCAUGGCUGUGCUGUUUUCUUUUUCUUUGCUGCUCUCUUGUUUUACCAGAUUUCUUUGGUUCUGUUUACUGUUUCCUUCAUGUAUCGAUUCUCUGCUGAAGUCACUGGACCCCAGAAGAGCUAAGCACCUGCAGAUGACCAUCGGGGCCCUGCAGGACGAGCUGCGCACGCAGCGGGACCUGAACCAGCUGCUCCAGCAGGAGAGCCGCCGCGGCGGAGGCGUGAGCCCCGAGCGCCUGCACCCCAUGGAGCCCACCGAGGAGAACUUCCAGCGGCUGCAGCUGGAGCACGAGCGGCAGGCCAAGGAGCUUUUCCUGCUGCGCAAGACCCUGGAGGAGAUGGAGCUGCGCAUCGACAGCCAGAAGCAGACGCUGGGCUCGCGCGACGAGUCCAUCAAGAAGCUGCUGGAGAUGCUCCAGAGCAAGGGGCUCGGCGGCCUGGCGGACGGGGAGGGGGGCGGCGGUGGGCCGCGGGGCCGCAGAGAGGCAGAGGAGCAGCUGGGCCACCUGGAGAUCUUCCUGGAGCAGAAGGAAAAGGAAAACCUGCACCUGAGGGAGGAGCUGCACCGCCGGAACCAGUCGCAGUCGGACCCCACCAAGACCAAGGCCCUGCAGACCGUCAUCGACAUGAAGAAUGCCCCGCCGUUCUGUUUUGACCCAGAUGUUAUAUGGCAGGACACCAAGAUCGCCUCCCUGGAGCGCAACAUGCGCGGCCUGGAGGACGAGGUCCAGACGCUGAAGACCAACGGCCUGCUGCACGUUGACGGGGCAGAGCGCGAGGAUGAGCUCAAGCAGGUGGAGGUCUACAAGAGCCACCACAGGUUCAUGAAGAGCAAGAUUGACCAGCUGAAGCAGGAGCUGUCAAAGAAGGAGUCGGAGCUGCUGGCCCUGCAGACCAAGCUGGAGACCCUGACCAAUCAGAACUCCGACUGCAAGCAGCACAUCGAAGUGUUGAAAGAGUCGCUCACCGCCAAGGAGCAGAGAGCCAACAUCCUGCAGACCGAGGUGGAUGCUCUCCGGUUGCGUCUGGAGGAGAAGGAGACCUUCCUGAACAAGAAGAGCAAGCAGCUGCAGGAGCUGACGGAGGAGAAAGGCACUCUGAGCGGAGAGAUCCGGGACAUGAAGGACAUGCUGGACGUCAAGGAGCGAAAGGUCAACGUCCUCCAGAAGAAGAUAGAAAACCUGCUGGAGCAGCUGAGGGAUAAGGACAAGCAGCUGGGCAGCCUGAGAGAACGAGUCAAGUCCCUGCAGACCGACUCCAGCAACACAGACACAGCCCUCUCCACACUGGAGGAGGCCCUAUCUGAAAAGGAGCGGAUCAUUGAGCGGCUCAAAGAGCAGCGAGAGAGGGACGACCGGGAGAAGCUGGGCGAGCUGGACGCCUACAAACACGAGAACAAGGAGCUGAAGGACAAGCUGGCCUCCCUGCAGAGCCAGCUCACCAACAAAGAGUCCUCUCUGAUAGACCUGAAAGAGCAGGCGUCGUCACUGGCCUGCGAGGGCCUGAAAAAGGACUCCAGACUGAAAAGCCUGGAGUUUGUGAUAGAGCAAAAGAAGGAGGAGUGUAGUAAGCUGGAGAGCCAGCUGCAGAAGAAUCCCAGCAGGAUUGAAGGAAAACCAGCGGCUCUGGAGGCUGAGGAGGCGGCACAUCGCAACCCUGAGGUGGCGGAGCGUCUAAAGGCUCUGGAAAAGGAGGUGGCACAGCACAAGGAGGAGUCUGGGAAAUCUCAGGCCGAGGCCGAGAGACUGCUGGGCCUGCUCAGGGACGUAGAGGCCGAAAGCACAGACAAGGACAAGAGGCUCGUCGAGCUAGAGAGGCAAGCCAAGCUGCCAAAUGUUAAAGCCACGCAGCCUGCCCAGCCCACUCAGGUGGAUGGACCCCCGCCUACCCAGUUAGAGGAGUUGAUGGGUGCUCUGGAAAAGACCAGGCAGGAGCUGGAUGUCACCAAACAGCGGCUGUCCUCUACCCAGAAUUCUCUGGUGGAGCGCGACGGUCACCUGAACGGCAUGCGGCAGGAACGCAGAAAACAGCUGGAGGAGAUCAUGGAGAUGAAGCAGCAAGCCCUGUUGGCAGCCAUUAGUGAAAAAGACGCGAACAUCGCCCUGCUGGAGCUCUCUGCCUCUAAGAAGAAGAAGACCCAGGAGGAGGUGAUGGCCCUGAAGAGAGAGAAGGACCGCCUCAUGCAUCAACUGAAGCAGCAGACCCAGAGCAGGAUGAAGCUCCUUGCUGACAACUACGAUGACGGCCACCUUCAUCCCCACCACCCUCAUCAUCCUCCUCACCACCCUCAUCCAGGCCACCACAGAGGCCCACCGCGAGGGCCCCCCCACGCUGUCCCCCACGCUGUCAACCACAGACCCCCCCAAGACCAGGAUGAUGAGGAGGGCAUCUGGGCAUGACCGUUGCCGUGGAAACCAACGCUUCAGUUUGGUUCGGAGGGAUGAGCUGGUUAUGGCUGAGGAGGUGCGGGAGGUCUGACUCUGAGAGCCCACGUUUCUGUCCCCUUUCUGACGCUUUCAGGACCUGAACAUUUGUCUGAGACGUAUCAUCUCUCCCGCAUACAGACUCACACACACACACACACACACACUUGCACACACUCUCACACUGAGGAAGAGGAGGAAGAGGCCAGAUUGAGGAGACAGAGGUAGGUGUCUGUG